CCGAUGUUACACAUUUCUGGCAUUGUCACAAAACGAGACUUUGUGCACCGCAUUCACCGUUGUGAAUGUACGGUAAAUGCCUCUUUAGGUUAAUUGGGGACAACAAUACUAGCUGGUCGUUUUCUUAGAGAUUGUGGACACUCCGUCGAAGGAAACACAGGGAUUUGCAGGUUUUGACUGGUCAUUUGAGUCCAAACGCAGUGAAGGAUGGAGGAAGUGACAGUAAUCAGCAACCCCAUUGUGUCUGUGCGUAUAACAAACAGCCUGUCGAGCUUUGAAAAGAGCACGAGGUUCAAUCGAGGAAUUACAAUAGCAGCACUCAAGGCAAAACUGGAGAUGAUUACAGGAAUACCUCUCUCCUCUAUGGACCUGGAGAUUUUCAGUGUUGCAGAUACGUUUUUACAGAAAGUAGAAGACAACGAUUAUUUGCUGGGUUCUUAUCCUGUAGAUGAUGACUGCCGAAUACAUGUUAUUGACCGAAGUGGAGGUCAGCUGGACCUGUUUAAUGAUUCCACAGUGGAGAAGUUUGAGCUCACAGAUGACGUAUAUGAUAAAAAGACAGAUUCAGCAAGGUCAUUCAUGAAGAAACAUAAUCUCGGUCAGUUCAAUGAGGAAGAAACGGCCAAGAAAAACGCUGAGCGGGCUGCAAGGGACGAGAAACGGAAGGCUGCCGCUGAUUCCAUUUCUGUUGGCAACCGCUGCAAAGUGGAAGUGGCCGGGCAACCUACAAAACUUGGCACUGUCAUGUAUGUAGGUACAACAGAUUUCAAGCCUGGUUUUUGGGUGGGUGUGAAGUACGAUGAGCCGCUGGGGAAACACAAUGGAACGGUUGGAGGAAAGCAAUACUUUGAAUGUGAGAACAAAUAUGGUGGAUUCGUGACUCCCCUGAGUGUAACUGUGGGAGACUUCCCUGAAGAAGAUUACGGUCUUGAUGAGCUGUAGGACUCUACAAGUAGUAUUUGUGUUUUUGUUAAUUUGUUUGGUUCUAAAUAUGAUUUCAACCUUCAAACUGUUAACCCCACAUUGUAGAUUCAUUUAAUUUUAUUUCAAAAAGUAUUUUUGUUUUGUUUUUGCAUGUGCUUCUCUGUAUCUCAAAAAAUAAGUUCGGUUCAAUAGGGAUUAAUACAGAAGAGGCUGUUAUGUAAUGCAACAAAAGUUGUUUUCUCACCUUGUCUUCCUUUGUUGAUUUUUGGUCUGCUUACUGUUUAAAACUGUUUUUUUCUAUAUUCAGUUAAUAUCUAUGUGUUAAAAGUAAUUGUAUGUACAGGUAACUCCCUGUAAUUAACAGUAGUUGGAGCAAUUUUGAUUUCUGAGAGUUUUGGACAUUUGUUUAUUUAAGGAAAAUUCAUCCCAACAUGCUUGGACACUAGAAUAGAGAGUGGUUUUGUGGAUUGUAACACCAAGUACAAAUGUCGCUGGAAGUUAUACAGAAUUUCCAGUUGAAGACUGACGAAAAAGAAUUUCACCUGUGAAGAGGAAAUGUGAACGUCUCUGUUGGUGCUCCAGCUUAAUGUUUGAAGUUUGCUUUUAUAUUCAAUGUAUCAAAAGGUUAGACGAUUAAUUAACAUUUCAAAAUAAUGAUAUGCCUUAUUUAUAUGCCUUAUUUAUGGAUAAAAAAUUAACAUUUUUGUCCUGUAAAGUUUAUAAAGGCAAUGUAGAUUGUUAUUUUAGUGUCUUUGGAAUGAAAGUUUGUACAUUGCAUCAUUUGAUAGACUUCAAUUGAUCUCUGAGUUGCUGGUGUCGCUUUGUGCCAAAAGAUAAUACAUAAUUAAAGGUAAUUGACAAUACACAGGUUAUUGGAGUUAGUAUGUUUCUUUGAUUUUUUU
Molecule: messenger RNA, 1826 nt
Organism: Cololabis saira (Pacific saury)
Lineage: Eukaryota; Metazoa; Chordata; Actinopteri; Beloniformes; Belonidae
Gene: tbcb
Product: tubulin folding cofactor B
Exons: 7
Coding region: 208-942 (244 amino acids)
Biological process (GO): post-chaperonin tubulin folding pathway; tubulin complex assembly; cytoplasmic microtubule organization
Cellular component (GO): microtubule plus-end; nucleus; cytoplasm
Molecular function (GO): alpha-tubulin binding; microtubule plus-end binding
Source: RefSeq, a predicted model, not a curated record